GGCGGCAUCUUAUCUGAACUUGCUCCGCUUUGUAUUUGUAGAUCUCCAUCGUGGCGAUGUGAAGCGGGAGUCAAAAGCUGGGUAUACCUGGGGUGUGGUCUAAAGAAAGGGCCUGAAGGCAUACGUGCUAUGACAUGCAAUGAAGAUUACGAAGACUCAGUUCACUUUUCCUUGAUCUACGAUGUUGUUGACAUUGAACUUCUGGCCUGCUGUUCUUACUCUGGUGCAGUGUGACGAUGAGAGGAUAGUAAGAAUGACUGCUGAUAUGUGCUUGCUUUACCCAAUCGAUAGGAAUUACGAUUGCUCAACAUGCUUUUCUUAUUACUCAUCUAUCAUACACAACAGUUCUGCCACCCAUCCGCUAUCUACUCAGUCUGUGACAUUGAUAAAACAAUCCAUACCACGAAUAACAACCAGUUAUUACUGCUCUUCAGUUAUACAAUACUUGUCCCCUGCUGAUCGCAUACAUGCACGUUGUCCAAAAAUACGCCGAUACACACUCCUCACACGCUCUCCGUAACAGCGCUUUGAACCCGCAAAGACCUGUCCAAAUUUCCUCCCUCCUGCCU
Alternaria rosae is the source of this 569-nucleotide messenger RNA. RefSeq lists its product as uncharacterized. The record is from RefSeq and is a predicted model, not a curated record. The transcript has a single exon. The coding region runs from base 182 to 520 and encodes 112 amino acids. Lineage: Eukaryota; Fungi; Ascomycota; Dothideomycetes; Pleosporales; Pleosporaceae.